GGCUAAAUCAGUAGUAGGUUGUGUUCCUUUUGGCUUUUUUAUCAUCAUCGCCGCCGGGACACAAAGAGAGAGAAAGGGGUUAGAUUUGUGCUUUUGAUCUCUCUCUUCUCGAUCCACUCUAAAUCGGAGAUUUCUUGUUAGGGUUUUUGGUCGUACGUUGAGAGAUCAAAGAUUUAAUCUUGUGAAAGAAAUCAUUUAGGGAUCGUAAAGAGGACUGAUUUGGCGAUUUAUAAUAGUGAAGUGGGUUGGGGUGAUUUUUUAUUAAUCAGAUGGCAUCAGAGGAUGUGAAGAGGAGUGAAUCAGCAGCUGUUUCAACGAUCGUUAAUCUGGCGGAGGAAGCGAAGUUAGCGAGGGAAGGAGUCAAAGCUCCUAGUUAUGCUGUUCUCAGCAUCUGCAAGUCUCUUUUCGCCGGUGGUGUCGCUGGUGGAGUGUCACGAACUGCAGUUGCACCUCUGGAAAGGAUGAAGAUAUUACUUCAGGUGCAAAAUCCGCAUAAUAUAAAGUAUAGUGGGACAGUCCAAGGGCUGAAGUAUAUUUGGAGAACUGAGGGCAUUCGUGGACUGUUCAAAGGAAAUGGUACCAACUGUGCUCGUAUUGUUCCAAAUUCGGCUGUGAAAUUUUUCAGCUAUGAGCAAGCUUCAAAGGGAAUACUGUACAUGUAUCGUCAGCAGACGGGAAAUGAAAAUGCCCAGCUCACUCCCCUUUUACGGCUUGGAGCUGGUGCAACUGCUGGAAUCAUAGCCAUGUCUGCAACAUACCCAAUGGAUAUGGUUCGUGGGAGGCUAACUGUACAGACGGCAAACUCUCCAUAUCAAUAUAGAGGAAUUGCUCAUGCUUUGUCAACUGUCCUGCGAGAGGAAGGUCCACGGGCCUUGUACCGUGGUUGGCUUCCGUCAGUGAUUGGAGUUGUUCCAUAUGUGGGUUUGAACUUUGCGGUGUAUGAGUCUCUAAAGGACUGGCUAGUUAAAGACAACCCCUUUGGUCUAGUAGAAAACAAUGAGCUGACGAUUGUAACGAGGCUCACUUGUGGUGCAAUAGCUGGAACAGUUGGUCAAACAAUUGCUUAUCCGCUGGACGUGAUUCGUAGGAGAAUGCAAAUGGUCGGGUGGAAAGAUGCUUCCUCUGUUGUUACAGGCGAAGGGAGAAGCAAGGCUUCGCUUGAAUACACUGGUAUGGUUGAUGCAUUUAGGAAAACAGUUCGUCAUGAAGGCUUUGGAGCAUUGUACAAGGGUUUGGUCCCCAACUCAGUGAAGGUUGUACCAUCGAUUGCGAUUGCCUUUGUGACAUAUGAGAUGGUGAAAGAUGUCUUAGGAGUGGAGUUUAGGAUAUCAGACUGAGUCAUCUGAUAUAAUAUGGGUCGACAAGAAAACACACUUCUAUUUUUGUAGCCAGAGGAGACAGAAGAGAAGUUCAAAAAUUUUAGGGGCUUUAUUUAUCUCCUUUUCAACAUCCGGUGGGAAGGAUAAAGGCUAUAGUGGCUUAGCCAAACUCUUUUCUUUCUCUUUUUUUUUUCCUUAUAGAUUGGGUUUAUGCUUUUCAAAUAAGUCAGUGGCCAACUACAUUUGGUACUGCAGUUUGUGCUACUACAUGUUUGGGCUAGUCUUUUUCGCAUUCAAUUAUUGUUACAACUCUUAUUGAUAACUUUGCUAUUUAGUUGAAUAAUUCCGUGAUUAUGUACUUGUUUUUU
Camelina sativa (false flax) is the source of this 1687-nucleotide messenger RNA. Its product is annotated as mitochondrial adenine nucleotide transporter ADNT1. Gene Ontology annotation, biological process: transmembrane transport. The record is from RefSeq and is a predicted model, not a curated record. Lineage: Eukaryota; Viridiplantae; Streptophyta; Magnoliopsida; Brassicales; Brassicaceae.